This is a messenger RNA of Closterium sp. NIES-67, 247 nucleotides long. NCBI's taxonomy places the organism in Eukaryota, Viridiplantae, Streptophyta, Zygnematophyceae, Desmidiales, Closteriaceae. The record is from the annotation of a GenBank genome assembly.
CAAGGAUGGCUUUUGGCACGCGCCUACACUUCUCAUCCGCCUACCACCCCGAGACUGACGGACAGACCGAACGGGCCAAUCAGACGAUGGAGCAGGUGAUUCGCGCCACCUGCGAUGACGUGGCAGACUGGGAGCAGCAACUGCCACCGAUUGGGUUCGCGUAUCAUAAUGCCCCGAAGCAUUGGCAAGUGCUCCUGUCAGCUGCAGAGGGGUGGUGAGGGCAGUGUGUGUCCCCCGUGGGGUGCAC